CAAGGUAUAAAUAUGUAUUACACCCCACACCUUUCAUCACCAUCCACCGCUCCAAGGUAUCUCGUAUCUACAUCACCCUACUAGCUCCAUUGCUUCCUGUCCGUCAGCGGAGCUCUGUCUCUCGGUCCUCCCAUUAUCCUCGAACGUCUCGAACGCAAUACUCGCACGCCACAUACCCUCACUCUCUGGCUCUCUCCUUGAAAAACAACGGAUUGCAACACUGAUCGAGAGAGCUUUGAUACCAUGGCAGCCAAACCCCCGCCCCCAGUUAGUAGGACCGCGGUAAACGCCAACUUGAUGAUAGUACUUCGUCCAAAAAGCGACCUCGACGAGCGCUACAUCCUUCUCAUAGAGUCACCCCAAGCUCGCGCACGCAAUGAACUGUACCUUGAGUUCCCAAAAGGAGCAUUCGACGCUUCAGGGUAUUUUACUGGUCCUAUGAUGGACGAUUUGCGACAGGAAACCAAUUUCAAGCUAUCCAAAGACCAUCUUAUCAACCUCACGGCCGUGGUACAGAAGACGCAACCUUCCACCUGCGAACCUGGUUCGCACAUAGAGCCAGCCGUACGCUCAAUCCGCGCGAACCCAAACACGACAGUACUUCUCUGGGAAAAGUACAUGGAUAGAAAAGAGAUUGAAGCUUUCAAAGGCAGGUUCGCCGGCCGAAGGGCGCCUAACGAGGCCAGCAAUAUACGGAUGCUCGAAUAUGAAGACUUCUGUGAAAGAAGUACUAGGACGAUGGAGCUGGAGCACGGCCGGUCAAUUUACGAGUGUUUGGUUAUUUGUGGUAUUCUUGAGCAAUAUCUGCGCGAAAAGAGGAUUGGAAAAUGAGGGCACUGGAUAGGAUAUCAGGUCGAUGGCGUAGAUGAUAAUGUUGUGCAUGUCGACUGAUCCUUGAAGCGUGGUGUAGAGAGUUCGCUGAAGCGAAGUAUGGUCAUCGAGCUAGUAUUUGCUCGAGUCUGUCAUGAUGUUUUACCUUGUCGUAAAUGUCAGGUUGUAGGCGCCCGGGUGAUGUCAUCUCAAGGUAACGAGCUAAAUGCGCCGCAGCGCUUGGAAACUUUCCGCGGUAACGAAACCGCGCGGCUCCACUCGAUUGGCACAACCCGUGAAUCCCAAGUGCCUUUUUCAGCUUCCAAUCCUACAUUAGCAGUGCAGCAGCUUAUAUGUGUUAC
Molecule: messenger RNA, 1172 nt
Organism: Alternaria rosae
Lineage: Eukaryota; Fungi; Ascomycota; Dothideomycetes; Pleosporales; Pleosporaceae
Exons: 1
Coding region: 244-831 (195 amino acids)
Source: RefSeq, a predicted model, not a curated record